This is a messenger RNA of Echinococcus granulosus, 2301 nucleotides long. Its product is annotated as Glycerol-3-phosphate dehydrogenase. Gene Ontology annotation, cellular component: mitochondrion; glycerol-3-phosphate dehydrogenase (FAD) complex. Gene Ontology annotation, biological process: glycerol-3-phosphate metabolic process. Gene Ontology annotation, molecular function: glycerol-3-phosphate dehydrogenase (quinone) activity; calcium ion binding. The record is from RefSeq and is a predicted model, not a curated record. The transcript is spliced from 13 exons. Lineage: Eukaryota; Metazoa; Platyhelminthes; Cestoda; Cyclophyllidea; Taeniidae. Bases 1 to 2301 code for a protein of 766 amino acids.
AUGCAUUACGUAAUUCCUAGACAUAUGGCAAUGAAAAUUUCUGGAUUACGAGUGGCAUGGCAGCGCUUAUUGGUGACUGGCACAGUUGCAGGUUUGGGAACUUUGGCCGUUAUGGAAUAUGCACCAAAACUGUUAGAGGCUAAAAGAAUGCGCGCCUCUCGACUUCGUAAACCUCCACCGGAGGAGGAACUCGCUCUUUUUCGUGGUCCUCUCACAAGUCGUCAGCAAAACAUCGAUCGCAUGAUGAAGAACAACGAUGUCUUCGAUAUUCUAGUUAUCGGCGGUGGGGCCACCGGCACAGGUGUAGCUCUAGAUGCUGUCACUCGAGGUUUGACCACCUGCUUAGUAGAGAAGCAAGAUUUUGCUUCUGGUACAUCAAGUCGUUCAACGAAGCUGAUCCAUGGUGGUGUGCGUUACCUUCAAAAGGCUGUUUUCAAUCUCGAUCUGGAGCAGUAUCGUAUGGUGCGUGAAGCUCUGAGUGAACGAGCCAACCUCCUCGACAUUGCCCCGCAUAUCGCGCAUCCGCUGCCCAUCAUGCUGCCUAUCUACAAAUGGUGGCAGGUGCCCUAUUACUGGCUGGGCAUAAAAAUGUACGAUCUGGUCUCCGGCACCCAAAUUCUCAAGUCAAGCUACUUCCUUAACAAAUCACGCUCUAUGGAGAUAUUUCCCCACCUGAAAAAUGAAAAACUGAAAGGUGCUCUCGUUUAUUACGAUGGUCAGCACGAUGAUGCACGCAUGUGUCUAGACGUCGCCUUCACAGCCAGUCGAUACGGCGCCGCCAUUGCCAACUACGUGGAGGUCUUGGAACUGCUCAAGGGUCCGAGCGAAGACCCAAAGCAGAAAGAUGUCUCUGGGAAACCAAAGCUAGUCGUAAACGGUGCUCGCCUGCGCGAUCUUCUUUCAGGCAAGGAAUUUGUCGUUCGCGCUCGCUGUGUCGUUAAUGCUACCGGCCCCUUCACCGACGAAAUUCGAAAAAUGGAGAACAACAAACUGGAUCCCAUCUGUCAGCCCAGCUCAGGCGUUCACAUUGUCCUUCCUAACUACUACAGCCCCGAGAAUAUGGGUCUACUGGAUCCAUCUACCACUGAUGGACGUGUCAUUUUCUUCCUGCCUUGGCUCGGCCACGUUGUAGCCGGAACUACGGAUCAUUCUUGCAAACUGGCCACUUCACCUGAACCCACAGACGAUGAUGUCCAAUUCAUUCUCUCGGAGAUCAAAAGCUACCUAUCUCCUGAUCUUAAAGUUCGACGGGGUGAUGUGCUCUCCGUGUGGUCGGGUAUUCGUCCACUGGUGUCCGAUCCAAACUCUAAGGACACGCAAUCAAUUGCGCGGAAUCACGUUAUCACGGUGGGCGAGAACAACCUCGUCACAAUUGCUGGUGGCAAGUGGACUACGUACCGUAAAAUGGCUGAGGAGACGGUGGAUGAAUGUGUUAAGGUAUGCGGUCUCAAACCGAAGUCCAAGUGUCGCACUGUGGGCUUGCGCCUAAACGGUGCGCAUGGAUGGUCGCCCAAUCUCUUCAUUCAACUGUCCCAGGAGUACGGCAUUGAUCGUGAUGUGGCCAUCCACCUUGCCUCGACCUACGGCGGUCACGCUGUCAAAGUUGCUCAACAGGCCAAACUUACCGGUCGUCGCUACCCUCUAGCAGGACGCCGGCUUCAUCCCAACUUCCCCAUCAUUGAAGCUGAGGUCACAGAGGCAUGUCGCGAGUAUGCCUGCAAUGCCAUUGAUUUUCUCGCAAGAAGGACGCGUCUGGCCUUCCUGGAUGUCAGGGCUGCCGAGGAGGUCCUGCCCAAAUUAAUCGAUCUGAUGGCUGCAGAGCUCAACUGGUGCCCGCUGCGCAAGAAGAAGGAGUUUGAGGUCGCAAUGAAAUUCCUCAAAACGGAGAUGGGCCUUGCCAUGAAACGCACCAAGACAGUUCCUGCCAACUUUUCCCCCGAGGAAGUAGAGAAUAUCAGAAAGCAGUUUAGCUCCAUUGAUGUCGAUGGCAAGGGCUACAUCACCUUGAACGAUCUCCACAAAUUUUUCGCGGUACUUAUGAGGAAUAGCGCGUUCUCCUGGUUUACCAUCCCCGAUAUGUACUUUCUACCCAAAAUAACAAAACAAGGUGAGAGUGUAAGCAACAAUACCUUGGAAAGUAUCCUCUCUGACCUCGAUUUGGAUCGAAAUGGCGAAAUCGACCAAGUCGAAUUUCUUGAGUUUAUGAGCUCCCUGAAGACCGGAGCUGUUCCACAUCACACACUGAAGAGCGUCCUCAACCGUCCCACGAUCCCAGUCUCCAGAAGCGGUGGUGGUGUCUAA